Molecule: messenger RNA, 3267 nt
Organism: Anguilla rostrata (American eel)
Lineage: Eukaryota; Metazoa; Chordata; Actinopteri; Anguilliformes; Anguillidae
Product: carotenoid-cleaving dioxygenase, mitochondrial-like
Exons: 13
Coding region: 575-2353 (592 amino acids)
Biological process (GO): retinal metabolic process; carotene catabolic process
Cellular component (GO): mitochondrion
Molecular function (GO): beta-carotene 15,15'-dioxygenase activity; carotenoid dioxygenase activity
Source: RefSeq, a predicted model, not a curated record
AUUCUUAUUUUAAGUAGUUCAAAUUGAAUUUUUGAUAUCAAAAAUAAGUUGAAUAAAAGCUUAAAUGGCUGCACAUGAAAGCAGAGUGAGAUUCAAAGGAGUCUGUUCUGUAAAAUGCCAUGUGACUGAAGGUCAUAAUCAGUGAUGAUCAGUCUACCUUAAGACAGGUGGGGGGUUGGCUUAAGGUUGUUGAAUGACACCUGCCUAAUCCAAACUCUACUCACCGUUUUCCAUAUACUAAGCCUGAUCUCUGUUUUCGUCCGAGGUCCAUCAUGUCCAACAACAGGGCUUCUCAUUCCACCUCUGUGCACCAGUACAAUUAUUUGAAUGUUUUCCCAUCCGGUGGGCGUGGUUUUCAGAGUAUCUAUAGCAGUGGAAUGUGCCAUUGUGGUACAACUGGAGGAGCUGCAGCUAAAGGUGGAUCUGACUGUACAGUCAUUAGUGGUGCUACGGGGGAGGGACAUAAUGCCACCUUAACUAAACCUGGACUCAACUGAACCACAUACCUGUGCACACGACAGAGAAGUUGGAUGCUUCGAAUGUGAAGCUGACAGAGCCAAACUUCAAAAGACAGAUGAUUGCGCAGCUCGGCUUGACAGGUGAAUUAACAAUGAGAAAAAACGUCUGGCGAGUUUGUGGCCGAGUUUUCACAAAAGACUUGGCAAGCCACCUCAACUGGUGCGGCAGAAGUGACUUAAACAAGAUGGUCAUCAAGAACACAAAUGCGAGGGCACUGACUACUGGUGCGAAGGGUUACUUCACAAAUGAGCACGGCCUGCCCUGCAUAGAGAAGCUGGUGCGCUCGGCGGAUGAGGUCCCAGACCCCAUUGGCACCACUGUCGGUGGCCACAUCCCAGCCUGGAUCAGUGGCAGCUUCCUACGCAAUGGACCUGGCAAGUUUGAGUUUGGCAACAAGAGCUUUAACCACUGGUUUGACGGGAUGGCGCUCAUGCACCAGUUCAGGAUCGAGGGUGGUCAGGUGACCUACAGGAGUCGCUUUCUGCGCAGCCACUCGUACCGGGCCAACAGUGAGCAUGACCGCAUUGUGGUGUCCGAGUUCGGCACCACCUCUGUGCCGGACCCCUGCAAGAACUUUUUCCAGCGCUUCCUGUCGCGUUUUGAAAUGCUGCAAACAGAUAAUGCUAAUGUCAGCUUCACCAAAUACAAGGGAGACUUCUAUGUCAGCACAGAGACCAACUUCAUGCACAAGAUAAACCCUGAGACCCUGGAAACAAAUGAAAAGGUAGACUGGAGCAAGUUCAUUGCGGUAAAUGGGGCAACAGCUCACCCACACAAUGACCCUGAUGGCACCACGUAUAACAUGGGCAACUCCUACACCAAAAAAGGUGCAUUUUACAACAUCAUCCGUGUACCCCCGGAGAAGGCCAGUCCAGAAGACACCCUAGAGGGAGCCAAGGUGAUCUGUAACAUCCGAUCAGUGGAGAAGGGGAAACCUUCCUACUACCACAGCUUUGCAAUGUCAGAGAACUAUAUAGUGUUCAUCGAACAGCCAAUAAAAAUGGACCUGAAGAAAAUCAUAAUGGGAAAACUGUGGGGAAGAGAGAUAAGCAAAGCAGUGUACUGGGACCCCAAGCAGGACACCGUGUUCCAUGUAAUCAACAAGCACACCGGCAAGGUGAGCGCAGUCACGUACUACACCAACCCCCUGUCCACCUUCCACCAAAUUAAUGCGUUUGAGGAGGACGGUUUCCUGGUGAUGGACAUGUGCGCCACUGAUGAUGGAAAAGCCAUCAACAAUUACAACAUCCAGAACCUGCGUCAGUCAGGCGACGCUCUGGACGAGGUGUACAACACCCUAUGCAAAGUCUUCCCCCGUCGAUUCGUCCUGCCUCUCAAUGUAAAUGCUGACACCCCACUGGGCGAGAAUCUCAACACCCGCAGCAACAGCUCUGCCACCGCAAUUUGCAUAGCCAAGAAUAAGGUGUGCUGUGUCCAUGAAGAUCUCCAUGGUGAUGACCUCAAAGACCUCGGCGGGUUGGAGUUUCCGCAGAUCAAUUACACCAAGUACAACACCCGGCCGUACCGCUACUUUUACGGCUGCGGCUUCAAUCACCUGGUGGGCGACUCCCUAAUCAAGAUGGACCUGCAGGACAAAACGCUGAAGUUGUGGAAGCAUGCAGGGCUGUACCCAUCAGAACCAGUCUUUGUCCCAUCACCUGACGCCGUGGAGGAAGAUGAUGGCGUCAUUAUGUCUGUAGUCAUCACUCCCACAGUGGAAAAGAGCACCUUCCUUCUAGUUCUGGAUGCCAGGACAUUUGAGGAGUUGGGCAGAGCUGAGGUGCCAAUCAACAUCCCUUACGGCUUCCAUGGCACGUUCAACUCCACAGCAUAGGCCAGCCUCCGACCCAGGGCUGAAGAACUGUAUUCACCGGCAGCAAUGUACAGAGAACAGCAGGGCACGCUGUGCCUACAGAGUGGUGCACAGCACAGCUGGCACAAAGCCACUGCACUAUCCUGCAGCACAGCUACUCAGCGAUAUAAACCUAAUGCCUAACAGAGCUGCAACACCACACUCCACACCAGACCUGGGUCAAAUGCCUAUUUGUUUUGGAUUCAAAUACUUUUCUGUGCUCUAUUGAUCUUGCCUGGUGUAACUGAGCCUGCCAAUAUGACCAGAAUGCGAGGUUUGCAAUUUCGAGAGUAUUUAAUUAGUUCCAAUACACUAGACAAGACUAUGAAUCCAAAACAAAUAUGUAUUUUACCCAGGUCUGCUCCACACACAUUAAUGACACAGACUCGUGUUUUACCAUGGGUCCAUUGGAUUUGGCGUUUCAAACCAAACCGUUGCCAUUCAACAUUCAUGGGUUGCACUAAUUUAUGUCUAUAUAAAUCCAUCUUGUGCCUUUCAACAACAAGCAAAUUAUGUGGAAAUGAUGGUUAGGAUAUGUGAAUAAUUGUGAAGCAUUAGGCCCAGUAUGUGCAUGACUUUACAGCCUAGUCUUUUUCUUUUGAAAUAUGGCAGAACUACUACUUGUACAAACUGAACUUUUCUGUUUUCUUUUGAUCCUUGUACUGUUCAAUUUGUAUAUCAUUUCACUUAUGAUUUGUUUUGAAUUAUGACUAUUGUUGUCUUAUUUUAUCCACAAGAUCAAGUAACAUGAUGAUCACAUUUUUGAGAAAAUGAAUGAACUGAAUGAACUGAAAUGAAAUGAAAUAUACAUUUGCUCAUGCUCAUUCAUACAUUUGAGCACAUAAUCAUGUGCAACCAUGAAACAUCUCUAAUAUUAAAAAACAAAAAUUGUAAAA